Molecule: messenger RNA, 717 nt
Organism: Aspergillus pseudotamarii
Lineage: Eukaryota; Fungi; Ascomycota; Eurotiomycetes; Eurotiales; Aspergillaceae
Product: mitochondrial inner membrane protease ATP23
Exons: 3
Coding region: 1-717 (238 amino acids)
Biological process (GO): mitochondrial protein processing; mitochondrial proton-transporting ATP synthase complex assembly
Cellular component (GO): extrinsic component of mitochondrial inner membrane
Molecular function (GO): metalloendopeptidase activity
Source: RefSeq, a predicted model, not a curated record
AUGUCAGAGUCACAACCGUCUAGUACCUCGGAACCUCCGCUAAGUGCUCAUAAUACCGGGUUUCAACCAGGGGAUGACACAUGGACACAAUGGCGCAAUAUCUUUGCAAUCUUGACGGGCAAAAUGUCAGAUGAAGGUAUCGAACAGUUUCGUGUCGCAAGGGACAUUCGAAAUGAAGCCGCAGAUUGCAAGCGCUGUGAGGAUCAGCGUGAUUACCUUCUUCAAUGGAGCCCUGUAAUCCGUUAUCUGAGCGACAACAUUCGACAACUCGGAGGCAACCUCUCUAGCCACAAUAUCUAUUGCCGUCGGUGUACGAACAGGAAAGCGGGAGGCUUUGACCCGGACUUUGGGAUCCUGCUUUGCGCAAAUGAGAUGAAAGACCAAGGACAUCUCGAGGACACAAUGGCUCACGAAAUGGUCCAUGCUUAUGAUCACUUGAGAUUUAAAGUUAACUGGGCAGAUAACUUGAGGCAUGCGGCGUGUACUGAGAUACGGGCCAGUUCACUCAGUGGAGAAUGCAGAUGGGCGCGGGAGUUCUUUCGACGAGGUCAAUGGCGAUUCACACAACAGCAUCAAGAAUGUGUCAAAAGAAGAGCGAUCUUGUCGGUACGGGCAAGGCCUGCAUGCAAGGAUGAAGCUCACGCCGAGAGGGUUGUAAACGAAGUGUGGGAUAGCUGCUUCAGAGACACUCGGCCGUUCGAUGAAAUCUACCGAUGA